Molecule: messenger RNA, 1025 nt
Organism: Rhododendron vialii
Lineage: Eukaryota; Viridiplantae; Streptophyta; Magnoliopsida; Ericales; Ericaceae
Product: vacuolar protein sorting-associated protein 2 homolog 2
Exons: 11
Coding region: 226-876 (216 amino acids)
Biological process (GO): protein transport; late endosome to vacuole transport; endosome transport via multivesicular body sorting pathway
Cellular component (GO): ESCRT III complex; multivesicular body
Source: RefSeq, a predicted model, not a curated record
AUCCCAGAUGGGCCUCUCAGUAUAAAUACAAGCAGCUGUAACGGCUACUUGAGUACUUACCGUUGGAUACGCGGAUCAGCAGAGCACGCUCCACUAGGCCAUCGCCGCACUCCGACCACUUAAGAGUUAGAGAGAGACAGAGAGAGAGAGAGAGAGAGAGAGAGACAGUCAUCUCGGAUUUAGGGUUUCCGAUUGCGAUACGGAGCGUGGAAAGCCAGCAAAGCAAUGAACAUCUUCAAGAAGAAAACCUCACCCAAAGAUGCACUCCGUACAAGCAAAAGAGAAAUGUCAGUUGCCACCAGAGGCAUUGAGCGAGAGAUUGCAUCGCUACAGAUGGAGGAGAAGAAAUUAGUUGCAGAGAUUAAGAAAACAGCUAAAACUGGAAAUGAGGCUGCUACCAGAAUCUUAGCUCGUCAACUAGUUCGACUUCGGCAGCAAAUUACAAAUUUACAGGGGAGUCGUGCCCAAAUCAGAGGUGUCGCGACUCAUACGCAGGCGUUGUAUGCCAGCACUUCUAUUUCUACUGGGAUGAAAGGUGCAACUACAGCAAUGGUUGCUAUGAACAAGCAAAUGGCCCCUGCAAAACAAGCGAAAGUAAUUAGAGAAUUCCAGAAGCAAUCAGCACAAAUGGACAUGACGAUUGAGAUGAUGUCAGAAUCAAUUGAUGAAACUUUGGACAAAGAUGAGGCUGAAGAGGAAACAGAGGAGCUCACCAACCAGGUCCUUGAUGAGAUUGGUGUGGAUAUUGCAUCACAGUUAUCAUCGGCACCAAAAGGCCGGAUUGCAUCAAAGAAAGUUGAAGCAGUUGUUCCUAGCCCGCAGUCUGCUGAUGUUGACGAUCUCGAAAAGAGGCUGGCCUCUCUUCGACGAAUCUGAUGGGGGGUAUAUCGGAUUCAGCAGCCGUCAAAACUCCUCAUCUUCUUCGAUGCCCUUUUUCUUGUAUAAUCUCUUUACUGCAAAACAAUCCGUGUGCAUGAUGACUGGUAUAAGCAAAAUAUAUAUACUAGGUUGUUAAUCUUGGUUCA